Molecule: messenger RNA, 1686 nt
Organism: Triticum aestivum (bread wheat)
Lineage: Eukaryota; Viridiplantae; Streptophyta; Magnoliopsida; Poales; Poaceae
Exons: 2
Coding region: 174-1325 (383 amino acids)
Source: RefSeq, a predicted model, not a curated record
UAAUGAAUGCCGAGCAUUUAUGCCACUGAGCCCAUGGUAGCUUCCAUUAACCCUUCCCUCCACCCGCAAUUCGAAACAGGAACCGACAUUCCCCCUCUCCCCCUCUCUCCCUCUACAUCCGACUCCAUGCCUAGCACCGGCGAGCUGUGACUGCCUCCCUCACUCAAGCUCGCAUGGCCAAGCUCGCGCAGUCCUCCUUCGCUCUCGACCUCCUGCGCCGCCUCCUCUGCGCGCACACCGCCGGCAAUGCGGCGGGCGGGGGCAACACCAACACCGUCCAUGCCGACGUCGCUGCUCUACGGCGCGGCGACGGCGCCGCGGCGUCCAAGGAGGAGGAGGGGGCGAUGGCCAGGAGCCCCUGCAUUGUGGCCAGGCUGAUGGGCCUCGACGCGAUGCCGACGCCGCCGCGCGACCAGCAGCAGACGCUGCGCCGGAGCCGCUCCGCCAGCUCCGCGGAGGGCUGGUCCUCGCCCACGCCGUGCUGCUUCGGUGACGCGCCGCGGCGCAGGGUGGUCAGGACCACGUCGGCGUCGUUCCGGGACCGGCCCACGUACCUGAGGCGGGAGAACGACGAGUUCCUGCUCCUCAGCUUCAGCCCGGACGACGACGGCGGCGACGACCGCGACGCGGCAGGGUGGCCCAGAAGCGACGACGACGACGCGGAGAUGGCCGGGAGCAGGCGCGGCAAGAGGACGGUGGACGGCGACGGGGCCAAGAAACAGAGGCGGAGGCGAAGAAGGCUCCCGCGGCGGCGGCGCGGCGACGAGGACGCGGAGUCAAAGCCUGGCCGGAGCAGGAGGCCGGCCGCGGCGGCGGAGGAAUGCGGCCUGGAGAACUCGAGCCCGGUGUCGGUGCUGGAGGCGCGAGAAGCGCAGGAGGAGUCGUCGACGGCCACCACCGCUUCGUCAUCUUCAGUGGAAGAAUUGGAGCAUGCAGAGCCGUGCUCACCUAGCUCAGAUGGAGGCGAAACCCGGCUGGCGCCGAGGCAGCAGCUGCAGAGAUCAAGGAGGAAGCUACUGCAAGCCAACUCCGACAAUCUCGGUGACGACCCGCGUCCUGCAGCAGCUAGCUCCUCCUCUUGUGUCUCGAAAUGUUCAGACAGGAAUAGGAGGGACAGGAGAGUGGUGAACAACAAGGCAGAGGCGAUCGCCCCGGAUGCGACCGGCAUCUGGCGAAUCAUCUGCAGGAUGGUUGAGCAAGAUAUAUGUGGCAUCAAGUGGCAAGCUAGAGGUGGUGGCGACAUUGCAGCGGCGAUGGGGUCAGAGAUCCUUGAUCAGCUCAUAUGGGAGCAAACAGCUGAGCUGAUGCAGCUAACUGUGGUCUGAAUAACUGUACAUGGCUACCCAACGUGCUGCAAAAAUCUUCAGAAUACUGAACAAGAUGAAGCUGUCGGCCGCUCCGGAUGCGAAAACUCUCUUGUUACAGAAGCUGCUGUUGCUGCUGAUGACGAUGCCAACAGCAUGAAGUGAAUAUCCAAGCAUUACUGUGGAGAUAUAUAUAGAUAUGUUCAGUGAAUCUUGAGGCUGAAGGUCUGAAGAACCUGAACUCUGUUCCUCUCCAAGUCUCCAAACAGCCAUGCUAUGAAACUGUACAUGUUUUUCCUCCCUAUGUCAGCCCCAUGUACUAGCCCCUGAAUGAAUAACCUAACAAUAUAUUAGUACGAGUUAGUUGACAUAAUCUCUGUAC